AUGCCGGUGAUGAAAGGCUUGCUAGCCCCACAGAAUACCUUCUUGGACAACAUCGCCAACAGGUUCGACGGGACACAUAGCAACUUCCUUCUGGCCAACGCACAAGUACACCGUGGCUUCCCCAUUGUGUAUUGCUCCGAUGGAUUCUGUGACCUCACUGGUUUUGCCCGAACAGAAGUCAUGCAGAAAAACUGCAGCUGCCGCUUCCUCUGUGGCAGUGAAACCAAUGAAGCAGUUCUGCAACGCAUUGAAAAAGUGUUGGAAGGAAAGCAGGAAUACCAGACAGAAGUCUGCUUCUACAAGAAGAGUGGAAUAGCCUUUUGGUGCCUGCUGGACAUUGUCCCUAUCAAGAAUGAGAAAAGUGAAGUGGUCCUUUUCCUCUUCUCCUUCAAAGAUAUUAGCAAGAAUCGUGGGAAGAAUCAUCUCAAUGAAAAAAAGGAAGGUAAGGAUCCUCAAUGCAAGAAGACAAGGAGCUCUCAUUUGUGGGUGGCCAGGAAACAAGGGCGAACUGCUUUGAACCAUCUCACCAGGCAGUUCAACAAGAAGGAAAGGACAGAGAUGAAGAUAAACAGUGAUGUCUUUGAAAACAAGCCCUCAGUGCCAGAGUACAAAGUGGCCUAUGUACAGAAGUCGCGCUUCAUCCUUCUUCACUACAGCAUCUUUAAAGCCCUGUGGGAUUGGCUCAUCCUCCUGGCUACUUUCUAUGUGGCAGUAACUGUUCCCUACAAUGUCUGCUUCACUGACGCUGAAGACAGUUUGACAGCUGCCCGCAGCACCAUCGUCAGUGACAUUGUAGUCGAGAUGCUUUUCAUUGUUGAUAUUGUUUUGAACUUUCGGACCACGUAUGUUAGUGAAUCAGGCCAGGUGGUUUAUAAUACACGUUCAAUUUGCCUCCACUAUGUGGCAACAUGGUUCUUCGUGGACUUAAUUGCAGCCUUGCCGUUUGACCUCCUCUAUGCCUUCAAUGUUCCAGUGACAUACCUGGUACACCUGUUAAAGACUGUCCGUCUCCUGCGCCUGCUCCGCUUGCUCCAGAAAUUGGACCGCUAUUCCCAGUACAGUGCCAUGGUCCUGACCUUGCUCAUGUCCAUGUUUGCCCUGCUGGCUCAUUGGAUGGCUUGCAUCUGGUAUGUCAUCGGCCGGCAGGAGAGCAACGACCCUGAGACCUGGGACAUUGGCUGGCUCCAUGAAUUGGGCAAACGAAUUGAGUCCCCCUAUGUCAACAUCUCUGUGGGUGGACCAUCCAUACACAGUGCUUAUAUUGCCUCCCUGUACUUCACCCUCAGCAGCCUGACCAGCGUAGGCUUUGGCAAUGUCUGCGCCAACACAGAUGCUGAGAAAAUCUUUUCCAUCUGCACCAUGCUCAUUGGUGCUCUGAUGCACGCCGUGGUCUUUGGCAAUGUGACAGCCAUCAUACAACGCAUGUAUUCAAGACGCUCCCUCUAUCAUACCCGCAUGAAGGAUCUCAAGGACUUCAUCCGUGUCCACCGCCUGCCCCAGCAGCUCAAGCAGCGUAUGCUGGAAUACUUUCAGACCACAUGGUCUGUCAACAAUGGCAUUGAUGCAAAUGAGCUCCUGCAUGAUUUCCCAGAUGAACUACGGGCUGAUAUUGCUAUGCAUUUGAACAAGGACAUCCUGCAAUUGCCGUUGUUUGAAAGUGCCAGCCGUGGCUGCCUGCGGGCUUUAUCCCUGCAUAUCAAGACCUCAUUCUGUGCACCCGGAGAGUAUUUACUACGUCAGGGAGAUGCCCUGCAAGCAAAUUAUUUUGUAUGCUCAGGAUCCUUUGAAGUCCUUAAGGACAACAUUGUGCUGGCCAUUUUGGGUAAAGGAGAUCUUAUUGGUGCUGACCUGCCCAGUAAAGACCAAGUCAUCAAGACCAAUGCAGAUGUUAAGGCACUGACCUACUGUGACCUCCAAUACAUCAGCCUACGUGGACUUUUUGAGGUUCUGGAGUUGUACCCUGAAUAUUCUGCCAAAUUCAUGGCAGACAUCCAGCAGGACCUCACUUUCAACCUACGUGAGGGUAGUGAGAUUGAGGGGCUUCUCCGGUUUUCCAGAUCUCCACGUUUAUCCCACGAGAAGACCCUACCCUCCAUUCAGGAGUACAGUGAGGACUCUGAUGACUUCUUUCAGCCAUCACCUGCCACAAUCACACGUCGAAAAAUCAUGUUGCCCAACCUCAACAGCCCAGUAAGGCGGGGCUCUCUCAGCAGCCUUCUGGGAGAUGAUUUGCGUCAGUUCUCUGCCCUGAGGAGAACUUGUCGGUCUCCAGUCCGCUGUAACCGGGUCCGCAGUCCUUCUCCACGAAGCCGUCAGGAGGAGCAUCAUUUUGACAGUGAGGAGCUCAUUGGCCAGAAGCCUAACAAACUCCUCAUUCCCUCUCUCACACACUCCGGGCCUCCAGACCUCAGUCCCAGAAUUGUUGAUGGCAUUGAAGAUGACAGAGGAGCAUCAGAGACACAAACAUUUAGUUUUAAUGUGGAACAACCCCAGCAGACUUUGGUGCAGGAUCCUAUGCUACCAGGACCAACCAAUCUCGUAUUAGCUACUGAAAGUGAUGAGGUAAAGCACAACAUCAGAAAGCUGAAUCAAGAGAUAAACAACCUGAAUCGGGAAGUUUCCCAACUCAGCCAAGAGUUACAGCAUCUCAUGAAUCUUCUUCAGAGCCAGCUUACCACUCAGUCUUUCUCCAACCCUACCUCAGUCUGCCUUCACAGCUGUGAGCAGACAUCGCCUUCCCUGUCUCCUGUAAGCAGAUUGCCUUCUUCUCGGACCUCAGUUUCCCUGCCACCUCAUAGCCUUCUGGCUUCCUCCUUGCCUAUGCUCCCCAGCCUACCAGCAUCCUCAAGCCUUGAUUUUUCUGCCUUCACCAGCUCUCUGCCUUCUACUGCCUCCCAGGACAUGGAAUUCUUUGAACCCCAAGAGAGGAGGGGAUCCACCUCUUGUGAUUCUGUAAGUUCCACAGAUCAACCUCGGGCUGACAAGGAACUUGGUGAUCACUCUGGACAUACAGUUAAUAUGACUGCUCAUUCUAGCUCAGCCAUGUUUUGUCCUGUCACCUCUCUUUCCCCCCAAAAUUCCUUCCCCACCUGUUCAGGACAGGGCUGUUCACCACCAAACUUUUAUUUCCGCUCUAGCGCGGAGAGCUUUCACUGAUGCCAAGGAGCCUUUUGCCACAACUUUUUCUUUUAGGAUAUUUGGUGCAUAAAUUUCACAGCCACCAGCACCAAUUUUCCUGUUUCUUAAAAUGCAUAUAUUAUUAUUACUACCGUAUUUCUUUUUAAAAGUUAUUCUUUUGGAAAAUUAUAUAUUCUGACAGCUGAAAUAUUUUGGUUUUCAAGGUCCUUAUAAAUAACAGUUAUGCAACCAUUGAUUCAGAAAUCUUGCAGAUAUAUUUUCAAAGCAGUAAUGUUAUGAAUGUCUUGUCAGAAUCAGAACAGUCAUAUUCUAUUUAUUUUCCUCAGACUAAUAUCAUUGGCCAAUGGGCAUCUUGUUACAUACAUAUUCAAACUCUUGAAUAUAUGUGAAUUAAGGGACCAUAGGACUGAUCCAAAGCAGUGAAAAUCUAAAUGAA
Molecule: messenger RNA, 3574 nt
Organism: Thamnophis sirtalis
Lineage: Eukaryota; Metazoa; Chordata; Lepidosauria; Squamata; Natricidae
Source: RefSeq, a predicted model, not a curated record